CCAGGAUUAGGGUGGAGUGAUAUUCUUUUCUAGAUAUGUGAUAUAACCAUUGAUACCAGUAAUUAUGUCGGAAAAAGAGUCUGGCAUACCAGUUAAACGAAAUCCUUCAACACCAAAUAGCCCGAAAAAGAAAGAGGGUCCUGUAAGAUCCUUAAUCAGUGAAAAAGAACACGUUUUAGAAAAAUCACAAUAUCCCCAAAUGGAUAAAUCAGGUGAAAUCUCUCAAUCAUCCGUUAGAGAUGGGAGUAAGAAAAGUGAUGAUGUUCUAAAAACAACAUUCACUACAAAAGAAAAUGAUCAUCCAAGAAAUGAGAAUCUGCUCUACUUUACGAUGUUGGCUGUUGUCACUGUUUUGGCAUUUUUCACAAGAUUUUAUAACAUCGAAAUACCUGCAUGGAUUUGUUGGGAUGAAACUCAUUUUGGAAAGAUGGGUAGCUGGUAUAUAAACCAUUCAUUCUUCUUCGACGUUCACCCUCCACUUGGAAAGAUGCUAAUAGGUAUGUCAGGAUACCUGAGUGGUUACGAUGGAGAAUUUCCCUUUAACAAACCAGGUGACGAAUAUGGGGACGUGCAAUAUGUGGGCAUGAGAAUGUUCUGUGCAACUCUCGGUGCCGCUUUGGUUCCGCUGGUGUUUAUGUCCACUUGGCUCCUGUGCCGGUCCACCACUGCUGCUCUGUUUGCUGCAGCAUUCGUCCUCUUUGACACUGGUGUGAACACUCUAUCCAGAUACAUCCUUCUUGACCCCAUUCUCAUGUUCUUCAUCAUGGCAUCUACAUACGCACUGCUAAAAUUCCUCUCAUUACGAGACAGACCAUUUACAUUUAUAUGGUGGUUAUGGUUGAGUAUGACGGGCAUCUUCCUGUCGUGCUCUAUAGGGGUAAAGUUUGUUGGCUUGUUUGUCAUCCUGCUGGCUGGUUACAGCACUGUUGAUGAUCUCUGGAGGUUGCUAGGCAACCAAAACUUAUCCAUGGUUUUUAUUGUGAAGCAUUUCCUUGCCCGAGCCUUGUGCCUGAUAGGCUUGCCCGUUAUCUGUUAUAUGCUGAUCUUUGCCGUACAUUUCAAGGUGCUCUAUAAAACGGGAGGUGGAGACGGGUUCUACAGUUCCCAGUUCCAGUCACAGCUCGAGGGCAACAGGUUACACAACGUCAGCAUGCCUGACAGGCUGGCAUAUGGAAGCGUGUUUUCUCUGAAGCAGCAGAGGACUGGUGGGGCGUACCUCCACUCCCACUGGCAUCUCUACCCUGAGGAACACCCACCAAGACAACAACAGGUGACGACGUAUAGCCACAAGGAUGAGAACAACAUGUGGCGAGUGAAGCCAGCAAUCGAGGAGGCUGAUGUCAAGGGUCCACCGGUCAUUGUGAGAAACGGAGACCUCGUCAGGCUUGAACAUGUUGGUACCAGACGUAAUCUGCACACCCAUAGAGAGCCAGCACCAUUAACACCACGACACUUUCAACUGACAGGAUAUGGUCAGGAUGGUGUUGGUGAUGCCAACGAUGUGUGGCAGAUCAAGGUGCCCGGGGCGGAGGAGGGCUCAGAGUUGAUGGCUGUAAGGUCAAAGUUGAGGCUCGUCCACUACUAUGUCAGAUGUGCUCUACACUCACAUGACAAGAAACUGCCAAAAUGGGGCUGGGAGCAGCUAGAGGCCACAUGUAACCCCAAUACAAAGGACCCUAAAACCCUCUGGAGCGUCGAAGAAGUCAUUGACCCCAGAUUGCCAAACGUGAGUUUCGAGGUCUACCAUCCUUCCUUCCUGGACAAAUUCCUGGAGAGCCAUGCUGUAAUGACCCAGGGUAACUCUGGUCUCAAACCAAAGGAAGGGGAGGUAACCUCCAGACCCUGGCAGUGGCCCAUCAAUAUCAGGGGUCAGAUAUUUUCUGGCAUGCACCACAAGGUCAUACUGCUGGGAAACCCAGUCCUCUGGUUUGGCGUACAUGCUCUGAUGGUUCUCUUCCUCAUCCUUUAUGCCGUGCAUGCAUUCAGACUACAGAGGGGUGCCAAAAUGUCUCAGAUGUAUCUUGAGUUCAGUGAGUGUAUGUUUGGAGCAUGUUGGUGGUUGAUGGCAGCCUGGGCCCUCCACUAUUUGCCAUUCUGGCCGAUGACCCGUGUCCUGUACUUCCACCAUUAUUUCCCAGCAUUCCUCUACAGCUGCAUGCUCGCAGGUGUGGUUGUGGACUACGUGAUAAAGCUGGUGUGUCUGGUGGCCCCACCCUCCCUGUCUGUCACUCUGUUCCAUAUUGCGGUUGGGCUGGUCCUCUCUGCAACCUCAUACAGUUUCUACCUGUUUCACCCUCUUACAUUCGGCAUGGGACCUGGCAGUUCCCAAGAAGAGGGCCACAUCAUGCAUGGUCUGCGUUGGCUUGACUCUUGGGAGUUUUAGACAUACCAGUUCUCAAGAAGAAGGCCACAUCAUGUAUGGAGGUGUUAAUUGAGUCUUCAGAGUUUUAGACAUACCAGUUCUCGUCACCUGGCAGUUCCCGAGAAGAGGGCCACAUCAUGUAUGGUGUGGGUUUACUUGACUCUCGGGAGUGUUAGACAUACCAGUUGUUAUCAUGAUGUUGUUGUUCUUAAAACCUCUUGAAGAGUAAAAACUGAACGAUAUGAAUAAAUCAUGAAUCUUCGUUACUCUUCAUGUGCUGUAGUUAAUUAAUUUACCUAGUUUUAUUGGCAAUAACUUGAAUCUCAUUUUUAUUGAAUAGAGAAAACAACAACAAACAUUGUGCUUGUUAUGUUAUUGGAUACCAUUACUGUAAUGAUUACAUGUAUACACACUAUAUUUAGAUAGCGCUUAUUUAUUUGGGGUGCAUUUUGAGGGUUUUGUUCAGACACAAAUGAUAAUAUAUUUUACAUCAUAAAUGAUGUAUGUUUUGUUUUUUCAUAAUUGUUAUUACAAUUUACAAUUUAUCAUAUUUUUUAUUAUGCAUUUAUAUAACAUAGAAUACAUCUACACAUAUAUUGCCAGACUAUAUUUGACUGGUAUUAAAACUGUUUUUUGCAUUUUUACUUGCUUGAAACCUUUAAACAUUGAAAGCUUUAAAUGAAAUUGUGUUCAGGAUUAAUGUACAUGGUAUUAAGUAAAUGCCACAGCAGUUUAUAUAGACUAGUCAAAGUUGUUUUUCAUGUCGAUGUUCUUAGUCGCAUUUUUCUAGCACACCGGAUAGGCAUUUCCAGUGAAUUCAGCCGCGCUGGAAAACUUGUGCUGUGAUGUAAUACUUUUAAUUUCUUUUGUUUUACACUUUAUGUAACCAUCAUUAUGAGAUUUCAAUAGAUGAAUUCCAUAAACAUUAACUUUACAAAAAUGUACAUUCGCAACGAAAUAAAAUAACCCUUAAAAGAAGUGAAACCGAAGAAACUUCUUGGUGUAUGCAGUGAAUAAAAAUUACUGCGCGUCAUGACGUCAGUCAACACAUCGCAAGAGCUUUUUGGUGAAAUGUACAAAAAUGCGCUUUUCUUUGUAUUUUUGAAUGUUAUUCAAGGUGUGCUAGAAAAAAAUUAAUCAUGUGUUUCCGUUCCGGAUAGAAUAAUCCGACGCUCGGGUACACUGCGUAGCCGGUAGCUCUGCAAGCUUCGUUACCUGGCAAUGCAGGUGCCCUCGGGUCCGAUUUUUCUAUCUGGAUCUGGAUCUGGACACAAAACAGAUAUUAUUAGUAUGAGUAGAACAUCUAAUCAAAUCACAACCAGAAAGUACAUUGUGUGACUAGGAAACAGUAGUUAAAGGGAAACAUCCCUCCAGAAACAACAACCUAGCAUUGCUCUGUGAUGAUCCUAUUUGAUUGUGAAGUGCAUUUUUAAACUGGUGUCUGACUAUUCCAUUGUUUUACUGUAGCUGAAACAAUAGCUCUAACAAAUACUAAUGUUUAAAUGUUAUUAGAAAGAUUCUGUCAUAUAUUCUUGUUACAAGAACUGGUCAUAAGGACAUCCCCGUGACUAAGCUGUAUUUUCCCAUUAACUGUCUUCCACACAUGAGGCCAUAUAAAUUUAUUUUAUUACUAGAUAAAAAAGCUUAUCAGUAGUUUGAUUUUAACGUUUUUCAACAUAGAAAUUUCAAUUAAAGAUGCACUCUUACUCCCAUAUAAGCAGUAACACAAUUAAUACAAUUGAUUUGAUUUACCAAAAAGGACGAAUUAAUAUGGAAAACAAAGGUUCUUAUGAAGGAUACUUUGUUUUAUUUGAAAGUUAGGUGCAGAACACACAAUAUUUCUACCUUAUAAGACAAUAGUUCAUCACUAUAAAUAUUUUAGGACUCACAAGUCAUUUACUUAUUAAUAUUUUCCAUUAAUGCAUUAUUUAGUAAGUAGUUAAAGGUUUAUCAAUCAAAAUUUAUGUUUGCUACAAAUGUGUAUGUAUUGAUUUAUUGAUUUUAAAUACGAGUGUCAAUUGAAGGCCUUACAAAGUUUGAAACUAGUCAGCAUCUUCAUUAAAUCUAGAAGGAAACUCAAUUCCAAGGAUAUUUCUCUUUAAAGCAUUUGAAAUUCUGCAGUUGAAUAUAUUUCUUCUAUUUGUAACACCUGAUACUAUACAAUGCAUGCUGAAUAUUACCUGUAAAAUUAUGUAAUAUAUAUACUUGUUUUAAGCAAUGCAUUUUUUGAUUGUUUAACAAAGAGCUCGCAUAUUUUGAAUACUUGUUUUUUUUAAAAUGUGUUCAUGAGAAAACUAGUUAUAAAGUUGAAUUGAUAUUUAUGAAAAAAAACAACAUUAUUCCUGUACAAGUCAAUUUUUGCUUGUCUGUUUUUGAAAGAUUAUUUUUCAAGGUAUCUUGAUACUGUUGUUGAUGUUGUUGUUGUUGUUGUAGUCAUCGUCAUGCAAUAACUUGAACCUGACCAAAACCUAAAUUACAUUCAAUAUAGAUAGACAUGUAUAUCUGGUCAAUAACUUUGGAUUUAAAUAUUGUCAGGUUAUGACCCUUGUUUGACUGAAAUAACAACAACAACCUAGCGUCACUCUGUGAUGAUCUUAUUUGAGUAUUGUGAAGUGCAUUAUUAAACUGGGGUCAGACUUUUCCACUGUGUUACUGUAGCUGAAACUAUAACUCUUAAAAAAAUACUAAUGAUUAAUUUUAAUUAGAUAGAUUCUGUCAUAUAUAUUUUUACUUUUGUAAUUAAAUGCGGGUUUUUCCUUGUGGAAUCAUUCAUUAAAAAAUAGUCAUUAGUUAUUAUGAAUAAGUUAUUAAUUAAUAAGUUAACAUGUAUAAUAUUAAAAUAAUAAAACUA
Messenger RNA from Mya arenaria, 5213 nucleotides. RefSeq names its product protein O-mannosyl-transferase 2-like. The coding region runs from base 65 to 2383 and encodes 772 amino acids. The transcript has 20 exons. The record is from RefSeq and is a predicted model, not a curated record. Gene Ontology annotation, cellular component: endoplasmic reticulum; membrane. NCBI's taxonomy places the organism in Eukaryota, Metazoa, Mollusca, Bivalvia, Myida, Myidae. Gene Ontology annotation, molecular function: dolichyl-phosphate-mannose-protein mannosyltransferase activity. Gene Ontology annotation, biological process: protein O-linked glycosylation via mannose.